AUGCUUACGGACGGUACCUCUUUUAUCCCCCAGGGAACCCUUGCACCUAUUGCGUACAAAGAAAAAAGGGCAUUCACGUCAUAUGAAGGAACGAAAUAUAUACUCCCAUCGGAUGAACUUGAACGAGAAAGACUUGAGAAGCAGCAUCGCAUUAUUACGCAGGCAUUUGAUAACAAACUAGUUCUUCCCCCUGUCAUCUUGAAGAAGGGAGACAAGGUCCUAGAUUCCGCUACAGGAGGCUGCAAUUGGCUUUUGAACUGUAUGAAGAACGUCCCAAGCUCAGUGGAAAUUUAUGGAAUUGACAUCGAAACACGUCUCUUCCCUGCAGCUGACUGCCUCCCUGACAAUGUCCACCUUUCCCUCAACUCCGUCACAAAUCUGCCUUCGAAAUGGAAUGACACAUUCACCUUGAUCAACCAACGUCUUCUUAUCCUGGCAUUACAGAACCACGAAUGGGUGGUCGCGUUGAAAGAGCUCCACCGCGUUCUCGCCCUAAAAGGGUGGUUGCAACUUUGCGAGGUAGACCCUUUCAUCCGCAAAGGAGGACCUGUUGUCGACAAGAUUAAUGCGCUCCGAAUUGCCUUGUGCGAUUCAAAGGGCUUGGUGGUUGAUAUUGCCAGUCAAUUGCCUGAAAUUCUCCAAAAUGCUGGAUUCGUAGACGUGCAUGUCGUUUGCCGUAGCACGCCCCUUGGAAAAUGGGCGGGUAAAUAUGGUGAGGACGGAAGAGACAAUAUUGUAAGCCUCUGGAAAGGCCUGAAAACGCCAGUAAUGAUGGCAGGUGGUUUGGGCAUUGUCCAUUCGGAGGAAGAGUUCGAUGAUAUGUUAGAGGAUCUGGAGCGGGAACUAGAUGGGACACCUGGGGCGCAGAAUCCUUUUUUCAUGAUCUACGCACAAAAGCCAGAAUAA
Laccaria bicolor S238N-H82 is the source of this 906-nucleotide messenger RNA. RefSeq lists its product as uncharacterized. NCBI's taxonomy places the organism in Eukaryota, Fungi, Basidiomycota, Agaricomycetes, Agaricales, Hydnangiaceae. The transcript has 3 exons. Bases 1 to 906 code for a protein of 301 amino acids. The record is from RefSeq and is a predicted model, not a curated record.